UCUCUGUACUAUUUAGAGAUAAUCAUGGAGAUGAAAGGCUUCACAUCUCCAUCUCCAUCUUCCUGCAAGGUUUUAAUGGCGGCCAUUGUUGCUCUUUUGGUCCUUAUAAGCUCAACCAUGAAGAAUUGCUCGGCGACCACCACAAAAUCCAGCGAGAUCAAUUUCAUUCACUCUUCCUGUGCAUCCAUUUUGUACCCCAACCUAUGUUACAGUUCUCUCUCUCCCUACGCAAGCUCCGUAGGAACAAACAGCACGAGACUGGCCAUAGUGGCCCUGAAAUUAAGCUUGAGCGCCACACGGAACUCAUCCGCCUUGGUCACCAUGCUCUCACGGAGAGUUGGCUUGAUGUCCAAUGAGACGGCUAACAUCAAAGACUGCGUUGUUGAGGUUGGAGAUGCUACAGAUCAGCUGAAGCAGUCUUUGGAGGAGAUGAACCAUCUGGGUGGCCCUAAUUUUGAGUUCAACAAAAAUAGUAUACAGACUUGGGUCAGUGCAGCAAUGACUGACCACCAGACUUGCUUGGAUGGAUUGGAUAGGCUCAAUGGGCUGGUGGAGAAGCAAAUCAAGAACAGUGUGACGACUGCUUCCAGGUUGAUCAGCAAUGCUUUGGCAAUCAUUAACAGCCUCACCUCUAACUCGAACUAAAGUCUUAAGUCCAAGUCCAAAGGAACAGUAACCCCCUAGCAGUUCCUUUUGUUCCUUCUGUGUUGGCAGUAUUUCAUAUUCAUUACAUAAAAUCUAGUUCCUCUCCCCUGCUGCAGGUAAC
Macadamia integrifolia is the source of this 766-nucleotide messenger RNA. RefSeq names its product pectinesterase inhibitor 10-like. The record is from RefSeq and is a predicted model, not a curated record. Lineage: Eukaryota; Viridiplantae; Streptophyta; Magnoliopsida; Proteales; Proteaceae. The transcript has a single exon. Gene Ontology annotation, biological process: negative regulation of catalytic activity. Gene Ontology annotation, molecular function: enzyme inhibitor activity. The coding region runs from base 25 to 645 and encodes 206 amino acids.